Molecule: messenger RNA, 13349 nt
Organism: Cuculus canorus (common cuckoo)
Lineage: Eukaryota; Metazoa; Chordata; Aves; Cuculiformes; Cuculidae
Gene: SDK1
Product: sidekick cell adhesion molecule 1
Exons: 45
Coding region: 587-7372 (2261 amino acids)
Molecular function (GO): protein binding
Source: RefSeq, a predicted model, not a curated record
GUUUCCCUGCAAGAAAGAGAUCAGCAUCAGUGUUGGAGGAGGAGGAGGGAGACGGGAUCAGCGGAGGUUCUGAACGUGAGGGUUACCUGCGGGGGGGACCCCGCCAGCCCCGCCGCUGCCGGCAGAGAUUUGUAUCCAAAGGAAAAUCGGAUUAAUAUAAACUAUGCAGAGCUUUGCGGGGGAUAUCUGGAGGCUACUCUGUCUGCAUGGCUAAUCUUGAAAUUGUCUGAAAUAAAUCCUUAGCUCAAGGAAUAACGAGAUACUUUCAAUUAGGUCCGUCCCCCCCCCCCCCCUCCCCUCCCGUCACCCGAGAAUUUAACACUUCCAUUGCGAGGUUUUCACAGGAGAACGGGACACAUGCUGGAAAACUCACCGGGCUUCAUGGAAACCACAGGGGGAAGAGUUUCCAUCAGCGUUGCGGUAUGAAAGGUGCUCUUUGGAUUGUCUGCUGGUGGCUGAGAUGGAUCAGCCUCUCUCCGCUUCGGUUGGCGAUGUGCUGAAGGAUCCGGAUUUACUGAAAUACUGACGCCCAUAAACUUACUCUCUGCCUCUGCCGAAGGCAUCGGAUGUGACACUGCAGAGAAACAUGUGUUUCACAUUUCUGACUGGUUGUUUUGGUGCAAUCAAUACCUCCACAAGAAACAUUGACUCGGGUGGCGGUUUUCCUGCCGGGAGGCGCGGGGAGCGCUGCCGCGGGGUUGUAUGCAAAGAGAGCACAAAGCGAGGAUCCCGGAGCUCCCCCGAAGCGGGGGCUGCGGCUCCCCCCGCGCUCCGGGGCGAAGGCAGCGGGCGAUGCUCGGGGAGAGCGACCUCGGGGUGCGGAACGAGCGCUGCCGGGCAGGCGGCUCGGAUGGGGAACAGGACGGUGGAAAGAAAGGUGGAUGGCGAAAUCCUUGCCCGAAGGAAUAGCAGGCGAGGCGGAAUGAUGAUAAAGUUAAACUUCUGUUUCGUCUCCAGUCGGGGAUGGUGGGCGUUUCUGUUGCUUCGGCUCCACAUGUUGCAAGCACUGGCACAAGAUGAUGUUGCGCCAUACUUCAAGACGGAGCCAGGCUUGCCCCAGAUACACUUGGAAGGAAAUCGACUCGUCCUUACGUGCCUUGCCGAAGGCAGCUGGCCCUUGGAAUUUAAGUGGUUACACAAUGACAGUGAAAUAACCACUUACUCCACUGAAUAUAAGUACAUCAUCCCAGCUUUGCAGAGGUCGGAUGCUGGCUUCUAUCAGUGCGUGGUACGGAACAGGAUGGGGGCAUUGCUGCAAAGAAGAUCUGAAGUUCAAGUGGCAUACAUGGGGAAUUUCAUGGACACAGACCAGAGAAAAACAGUGACUCAAGGACAAGCUGCAGUUUUAAACUUCCUACACAUACUCAGCUAUCCGAGACCACAAGUGACAUGGUUUAGAGACGGGCACAAGAUAAUACCAAGCAGCAGAAUAGCCAUCACACUGCAGAAUCAGCUGGUGAUCCUUGCAACAUCACUGACUGAUGCAGGAGGCUACUAUGUCCAGGCGGUCAACGAGAAGAAUGGGGAGAACAAGACAAGUCCAUUUAUUCAUCUCAGUGUAGCGAGUGCCGUAGAGCCUUUUGACACCAUGGCUCCCACCAUCGUAAUCCCUCCACAGAAUACCAGCGUGGUAGCAGGGAGCAGCGACAUCACGCUGGAGUGUGUGGCCACUGCAAGACCUCUUGAGAAGCUAAGUGUAAUCUGGAAGAGAAACGGCGUGAAAAUAACCACUGGCAUUAGCAGUUUUGGGAGACGACUCACUAUCACCAACCCAACUUCUGCUGAUGCAGGGAUGUACUUCUGUGAAGCAGAAUUGAGAGACAGCACAGAGGAACCUGCAAGAGCGAAAGCCUUCCUUUCUGUAAUGGAACCACCGUAUUUUACGGCCGAGCCGGAGAGUGUGAUUUUGGCUGAAAUGGAGAAAGAUGUGGACAUCCUCUGCCAGGCAAUGGGUGUUCCCAUUCCCACCCUGAUCUGGUAUAAGGACUCCGUUCCUCUGAGCAAGUUGGAAAACCCCCGCUACAAAGUGCUGCUGAGUGGUGGGCUGCGGAUCCACGCGCUGCGUCCUCAGGAUGCUGGAAUCUUCCAGUGUUUUGCUAGUAAUAAAGCCGGGGAGAUACAGAGCUACACCUAUCUGGAUGUGACUAAUAUUAAACCAACAUUUAUACAGCCUCCAGAGGAUGCCACUGUUACAGAGGGGAUGACUGCAGUGCUCAACUGUGAAGUUUCAGGGGCUCCAAAACCUGCUAUCACAUGGAAGAAAGGAGACCAGGUCUUAGCCAGCGGCUCAGUUCAGAUCCCUCGGUUCAUUCUUCUUGAAUCUGGAGGGCUCCAGAUAAUGCCCGUUUUCCUUCAGGAUGCUGGCAAUUAUACUUGCUGUGCAGUCAACUCUGAAGGAGCUCUGAAUGCUUUUGUGAUGCUGACAGUGUGGAAUCGCACUUCCAUUGUUCACCCUCCUGAGGACAGCACUGUGAUCAAAGGAACCACAGCCACUCUGCGAUGUGAAGCGACUCAUGAUCCUAGAAUUUCAAUCAGGUAUGUGUGGAAGAAGGACAACGUUGUAAUAAAUCCGUCCAGCAGUUCCAGGAUCACAGUAGAGAAAGAUGGGACCCUCCUCAUCAGCCAGACAUGGUCAGGUGACAUUGGAGACUAUACCUGUGAGGUCAUUUCUUUUGGAGGAAAUGACUCCAGAGUAGCUCGACUAGAAGUGAUUGAGCUGCCUCAUUCCCCUCAGAAUCUCCUGGCCACUCUAAAUUCCUCAUACAGCCGCAGCGUGAUGCUCUCCUGGGUGCGCCCCUUUGAUGGAAACAGCCCUGUUCUCUACUACAUGGUUGAGCUUUCUGAGAACAAUUCUCCCUGGAAGGUUCACCUAUCAAAUCUUGACCCAAAGAUGACCGGUGUCACUGUGAGUGGACUAACUCCAGCCCGAACCUACCAGUUCAGGGUGUGUGCGGUUAACCAGGUGGGAAAGGGGCAGUACAGCUCUGAGACCAGCAGGUUGAUGCUACCUGAAGAGCCCCCCAGUGCCCCACCUAAAAAUAUAGUGGCCAGUGGGCGCACCAAUCAGUCUAUCAUGGUCCAGUGGCAGCCUCCUCCUGAGAGUGAACAUAAUGGAGUUCUUCAUGGGUACAUCCUAAGGUAUCGCCUGGCCGGCCUCCCUGGAGAAUACCAGUAUAAGAACAUCACCAGUGCAGAAAUUAACUACUGCUUAGUGAAAGACUUGAUCAUUUGGACCCAAUAUGAAAUCCAGGUGGCAUCUUACAAUGGAGCAGGGCUGGGAGCAUUCAGCAGACCUGUGACAGAGUACACUUUACAGGGAGUGCCUACAGCUCCACCACAGAAUGUGCAAGUCGAAGCUGUGAACUCCACAACCAUCCAUUUCCUCUGGACCCCUCCACCCCAGCAGUUCAUCAAUGGGAUUAACCAAGGGUAUAAGCUUCUAGCAUGGCCAGUGGAUUCUCCAGAGACUCUGACUGUGGUCACCAUUGCUCCAGAUUUUCAUGGUGUUCAUAGCGGCUGUAUCACCAACCUGAAGAAAUACACUGCUUACUAUACAUCGGUUCUGUGUUUCACCACACCUGGCGAUGGACCACAGAGCCCACCCCAGCUCCUGCGUACCCUUGAAGACAAGCCAGGAGCGGUGGGACACCUGAGUUUCACGGAGAUUCUGGACACGUCUCUCAAGGUCAGCUGGCAAGAACCUGUAGAGAAAAAUGGCAUCAUUACAGAGUACCAGAUCUCCUGGGAGGUGUAUGGCAGGAACGAAUCUCGUCUUGCACGCACACUACCCAACACGACGCUGGAGUACAAGCUCACGGGGCUGUCGUCUCUCACCACCUACACAAUUGAGGUGGCAGCUGUGACUGCAAAAGGGAGCGGAUGGGUCACGUCCUCCACCAUCUCUUCUGGUGUGCCCCCAGAACUUCCAGGUGCCCCAACCAACCUGGUGAUUUCCAACAUCAGCCCUCGUUCUGCCACGCUUCAAUUCCGGCCAGGAUAUGAUGGCAAAACCUCCAUCUCCAAGUGGAUAGUCGAAGGCCAGGUUGGUGUACUGGGUGAUGAAGAGGAGUGGGUGACUCUUCAUGAGGUGGAGAAUGAACCUGAUGCUCAGAUGCUGGAGGUACCGAACCUUACUCCUUACACUCAUUACAGGUUCCGGAUGCGGCAGGUGAACGUGGUGGGCCCCAGCCCGCUCAGCCAACCCUCCCGUGUCAUCCAGACGCUGCAGGCUCCACCAGAUGUUGCUCCCGGGAGCGUCACUGUGCGCACGGCCAGCGAGACCAGCCUGUGGCUGCGCUGGGUGCCGCUCCCUGACACACAGUACAAUGGCAAUCCAGAGUCAGUGGGUUACCGGAUAAAGUUCUGGCGUGUGGAUCUGCAAUCUCCCACCCUGAUGAAGGUUAUUAAUGACCGAUUGGAAAGAGAGUACACAAUUGAAGGUCUGGAGGAGUGGACAGAGUAUGAACUGCAGAUCCAGGCUUUCAAUGCCAUCGGGGCAGGACCAUGGAGCGAUGUAGUGAGAGGUCGAACGCGGGAGUCUGUUCCCUCUGCUCCUCCUGAAAAUGUCUCUGCUGAAGCCGUGAGUUCAACCCAGAUCCUUCUGACAUGGACUGCAGUCCCUGAGCCCGAGCAGAAUGGUCUCAUCCUGGGUUACAAGAUACUUUUUAAAGCAAAAGAUUUAGACUUUGAACCGAAGAGCCAAAUAGUGAGAGGUAACCAUACUCAGUCUUUCCUGCUGUCUGGCUUGCGGAAAUAUGUGCUCUAUGAGAUCCAGGUAUUGGCAUUCACUCGCAUUGGAGAUGGAGUCCCCAGCUCUCCUGCAGUUAUAGAAAGAACCAAGGAUGAUGCCCCUGGGCCACCUGUGAGGCUGGUGUUCCCCGAGGUGAGGCUAACAUCCGUACGGAUUGUUUGGCAGCCACCAGAGGAGCCCAAUGGAAUUAUUCUGGGGUAUCAGAUUGCCUAUCGUCUGGCCAGCAGCAGCCCUAACAAGUUCACGACGGUGGAGGUUGGAUCAACAGUCAGGCAGUUUACUGCUACGGAUCUCACCCCUGAGUCGGCAUACAUCUUCCGGACAUCUGCCAAGACCAGGCAGGGCUGGGGAGAGCCUCUGGAAGCCACAGUGAUUACAACAGAAAAAAGAGAACGACCAGCACCUCCCAGGCAGGUGAUGACACCCCAGAGUGAUGUGUCAUCACGGAGUCUGCUGUUGAAGUGGGUCCCUGGAAGUGAUGGAUCUUCACCAAUAAGAUAUUUUACAGUACAAGUGCGAGAAUUGCCGAAUGGAGACUGGCAAACCUACUCCUCUUCCAUCAGCCACGAGGCAACAUCCUGCAUUAUUGAAAGCUUGAACCCGUUCACCUCUUACAAGCUGCGUGUGAAAGCAACCAACGACAUUGGAGACAGUGACUUCAGUGCAGAGACUGAGGCUGUCACAACUCUGCAGGAUGUUCCAGAUGAACCACCCAGUUCUGUGUUAGUAACUCCCCACACGACUUCAUCUGUCCUUGUGCAGUGGCAGCCACCCAAAGCUGAAAGUCUAAACGGUUUGCUGUUGGGAUACCGGAUCUACUAUCGGGAACUGGAUUACGACACUGGAUCUGGAACAGAAUCCAAAACCAUCCAGAACCCUUCAGCUUUAAGAGCAGAGCUCACGCCCCAAAGCAGCUUCAAGACAGUGAACAGCAGCUCUGCAUUAACGACGUAUGAAUUAACACAGUUGAAGAAAUACAAGAGAUAUGAGGUGCUAAUGACAGCAUAUAAUGUAAUUGGUGAGAGCCCAACCAGCACACCAGUGGAAGUCUUUGUAGGUGAAGCAGCACCAGCACUGGCCCCACAGAACAUCCGAGUAAACUCUCUCUCUGCAAGCCAGCUGGAGCUCGCCUGGGACCCCCCUCCUGCUGACAGCCAAAAUGGGAACAUCCAAGGCUACAAGAUUUAUUACUGGGAGAGCGACAACCAAAAUGACACAGAGAAAGUGAAGGUCCUUUUCCUCCCGGAGACAACCAUCCGGCUCAAAAACCUGACCAGCCACACGCGCUACAUGGUCUGCAUCUCCGCCUUCAACGCGGCUGGGGAUGGCCCCAGGAGCAGCCCCUCGCAGGGCAGGACGCACCAGGCAGCACCCAGUGCUCCCAGCUUCUUGGCAUUCUCCGAAAUCACUUGCACUACGCUCAAUGUGUCUUGGGGCGAGCCGACAGCAGCAAAUGGAGUCCUGCAGGGUUAUCGAGUAGUCUAUGAGCCUUUGGCUCCUGUCCAGGGGGUGAGUAAGGUGGUGACGGUGGACAUUAAAGGGAACUGGCAACGCUGGCUGAAGGUCCGAGAUCUCACCAAGGGCAUGACCUAUUUAUUCAGAGUGCAAGCCCGAACCAUCGCCUAUGGACCUGAACUGCAAGCCAAUGUCACAGCUGGGCCAGCAGAAGGGUCUCCUGGCUCCCCUCAGGAAAUUCUGGUGACAAAAUCUGGUUCUGGGCUGACACUACAGUGGACCGAGGGAGAUUCAGGAGAAAAACCCACAACUGGCUACAUUAUCGAGGCACGACCCUCAGAUGAAGGACUGUGGGAUAUGUUUGUGAAGGACAUCCCUCGCAGUGCUACCUCCUACACAGUCAGCCUGGACAAACUCAGACAUGGUGUGACCUAUGAAUUUCGAGUGGUGGCUGUCAAUGAAUUUGGCUAUGGAGAACCAAGUGCUCCCUCUGUAGCAGUAUCAGCACAAACAGAAGCCCCUUUCUAUGAGGAAUGGUGGUUUCUGCUGGUGAUGGCUCUCUCAAGUCUGAUCCUUAUCCUCCUGGUGGUGUUUGCAUUGGUCCUGCAUGGCCAGAGCAAGAAGUACAAGAACUGCAGCGCAGGUAAAACCAUCUCCAACGUGGAAGAGUCAGUCACCCUGGAUAAUGGAGGCUUCACUGCUCUGGAGCUCAACAGCAGACACUUGAACAUCAAGAGUACCUUCUCAAAGAAGAAUGGAACCAGGUCUCCUCCCCGCCCAAGCCCAGGAGGGCUGCACUACUCGGAUGAGGAUAUCUGCAACAAGUACAAUGGAGCUGUGCUGACCGAGGGUUUGGGCCUGAGUGAGAAGCCCUUAGAAGUGUCGGAGUCAGAGGCCACUGACUCAGAUUAUGAAGAUGAGUUGCCAAAGCAUUCCUUUGUGAACCAUUACAUGAGCGACCCCACAUACUACAACUCAUGGAAGCGGCAGCAGAAAGGGGUGAAGCACCCAACAUCCUACAGAUAUGAGGAGUGCGCCGCCGGCGAGGCAGAACCCUAUUUCCAGACUGUCAUCACCACACAGAGCUCAGGAGGGGUGUACACCCCAACGGGACAGCCUGCGCCCGGCUCCCGGACUCCAGUGACAGGGUUCUCUUCCUUCGUCUGAGACAGGACUGCGGGAUGGAGCCGAACUGCUGGUGGCACUCAGAGGGACACGUCACAGUGACUGUGUGUGUGUAUGACCGGUGCGGUGAACUGUGGGUAACUUCUCUAUCAGGGUAGAAACAGAUGGGAACACGAAUGAGGCUGGGGUUUUUUUUUCUGAAGACAAUCAACUCUGAAAAUAUGGAGCUGAACUAGCUGAACCUUUGCUAAAAAAAAAAAGGAAUUCUGAAGAGUGAUGAUUUUAACCACUUGUGAAUACUAGGGUUUUUUUAACUGCUUUUUGUAACACUGCUUCAGGAAGCAGCUCCCAUGCCCUUCUCUUCCCUCUUUCUUUCUCUCCCCUCCUCCUGCAUCCCCGUUCCCAAACAAGGAGGUGAAUUCCCUAGAUGCAAUGCGUGACUUUGUGAUGCGAUUUGAAGAGAAAACAUAAAACCUCCCAGGCUCUUUUUUCUUCCUUUUUCUCUAAUCUUUUUCUUUUUAAUUUUUCCCCGUCAUCAAGGUCAAGUAUGAAAAUAUAGAAAAGGGACAAAUUUGGACAAAUUUUUCUGUGAAAACCAGACGCCUCCUCUCUCCUCUCCUCAUUGCUGCUCCUCACAUUAGGAGCACUGGCUGAUCAACUUAGGCUCAGAUGUUUCACUCUGUUCGCUCUAGGCUCACUACUGGUGUAUUUAAACUGAAUUACUGAUUUGCUUUUCUUUCCUCUUCAAAUGGGACCUGCUACAUUCUUUAAAUAUUCCAGCUCCAGGGUCUUUAGAAGAGGAGGUGGCUCGAAAGAGCACUGUAGGCAGCGGUGGGUGAAACAAGUGGUAAGGAUUCAGUUACAAGGUCGGUUUGGUUUUGGUGUGGCUCUAAUCCUCCCUCGUGGGCUGCAUGUGCCAUUUGAAUCGGUCAUUUUUUUUAAGAGUCAAAGGACACAACCCAGCAAGCCAACAGGAAUCUUUCAAUGAAGACUGCAGUGACGAGCUAGAGAGUUAACUACUUGAUGAGGUUUUUGAUCAUCCAAGUUUUAUCUUGCCCUGUCAAUAGAAGUUGAGUAUCCUUUCUUGCCCAGACUCUGCAGUGCUGCUUACUGGUCUGUAAAAAAGUACAUAGUAACUGGAUUUGUUUGAUUUUUUUAUUUUUUUAGUACAAAGACACGUCACACAGACUGGGUGAGUUGGUGUCCACAGGUGCCUUUUAUUGAUUCUUCAGCUUCAUAUCUGGGAGAAGCCACAAAGUGUCUCCAAAUAAAGCUAUCCAGAUUUUUCAAGCAUUAGGGUCACAAAUUACCUUGUGCACUUUUACAGGCUGCUUUGUGCACUUGAAGCGACAGUCUUUGGAAAGGAGAGAAGGGAAUUUUUAGUUUAUUUUCCAUCUUUUGUAUAGCUUCCUUUCUGUUUUCUUUUUUUUCUGUCCUUUUCUUGAGUCUGUCAUGUUUAGCAGCAAGUUGUUUGCUCACGAGGAUGUUGUCAGGGGUUUAAAGAAUCCACGUCCAGCCCUUGAAAGGUGAAUUUAGAAGUUGGCAAGUCCCUGCCACUCCAGUGUCUGGCAUUUCCUCCCAAGUGGAUGUUGGUCAGCCAGGAAAAUUGGUAUCCUGCUGCUUGCUAAGGUCCCAUCAGGGCACAUGUGAGCACUGUUACUAUUGCAAAUUUUCCCUGUCCUCUCCAGAUGUGGGACAGCUGUGGCACGGGGUGGUGAUGUCUUCAAGGCUGGUUGUUGAAGCCAGCCUGGCACUGAUGACGGUGGCUGCCUGUUCCUGCCCGUAGGGGCUGGUUAGAAGUAGUCUGGUGGCACCUCACCUGAACAGAGAAGGUACCAAGAGCAAGCUCAACCUUGCUGUCACCUUUCAGUGCCUCUUGGACAGGACAAACAAUCUCAGAACUGCCUUUACUCUUUGGCACUGCCUCUAAGCACUGCUGUUCUUGGUGUAUACAGAUUCGGGAUAGCUUUGCCACUGGAUUGCUGUUCCUCUCCAAAGGCUUCAGAAAGAAAAAGUUCAAAACCAAAAACUCCAGUGGGUGUGUUUAAGGGGGUUUGAGUUUGGGAUAAUGAUCCACAGCUCAUUAGAUAGAAGCGAUAUGCAAAGACGUGGGCUUGAGCCAAAACUCUGUGAGCCAUCCCCCUCUCUGCACCUGGAUAGGAUGUGUGUGGGAUGCAGAAGGGACUCCAAAGAGGAUGAGGUGGAGCUUACUGCGAAAAGGAACACAAAGCAAACAAAAAACCCACUGCCUUUUGUGCACUUUGACUGUUCUCUUAAGCCAUAUGAACUUUGCUUUAAUUACUGAACUGACAAAAAAUUGUUUACCGUCUGAGUUUUUUUGUUUCUUAGACAAAAUUAUCUAUGUGACUUUCUGAUUUGUUUUCUUUCUCCUUAGUUAUUUCCUGCAUCAGAUUACGUAUUUUAAACACCUUGUAUUAUAUACACGUGGCAUAGCAAUUGAGUUGCUGUAUGAUUUUUAAUAGCGCUUAUCCAACAAGUAUGAGAGGUAGUGCUGCAGGAGGAGCCUUUCAAGGGCCACGAAGGACUUAGGGAUAUAGAUUAGUAGAAAGUACAUUGAACACUGAAGAAUUUACUCCAAAGGAAAGUAUAGUGCGAGUAGCUCCAUAUCUCCUGAAUAUUGCCAGAUCUGAAUCAGUGUAAGGCACAGUUACUCCCUGGGGCUGACCUGAUACCAUUUCCUUGCAAAAAAAAAAACCAAGGAAACCACAGGGAAUAAAGGAAAUGGACUUUGUGGCCGCUGCUCCACUGAAGGACAACAUGGGGAGCGACACGAUCCAUACAAAGCAAGAAGAACAGACUAUUCGCUUUUUAUCAGAACCAUCUGCAACUGAAAAGCCUGAGCUUGCUGAGGACCUGCUGAGGUGGCUGUAUGGCCCUUUUCUUUUGAUUGCUGCUGAAAUAACAGGUUAGGUGUGAUUCCUUUAGGACCUGUUGAUCCAAACAAAGGUAUUUCUGUUCUCUUCCGGAACACACUAAUGUCAGUCUCGGUUAUGUUUUGUUUGGGAGUUGGCUUUUCUUACAUGUGGGUUUUGUUACUUAGGCAAUUUUAGAGCAUAGAAGUGAACCGGUCACCCCUAAGAUGAGCAUAGUGUGGCUGUUCUGCUGCCCAGGAUCCUCUGUAGCUGUGUACAUGAUGCCUGAGCCGUCUUGUUAACAUGCUGUACUUGUACAAUAUGAUUAAUGGGUAGGUUUUAUUUACCUCAGAUAUCAGGUAAAUUGUUCUAUCUGGAAGGAAACACUCCAUCAGUUAGCAAGAAAGCUCUAUUUCAUAGCUGUAAUCUUUGGGAAUCAUAGCCUUGAAAUACCACUUUUAAACAUUAGUUGUCAUUUUACAAUGAUUUCACCUGUCAAAUCCACUUCUGUUUCCAUCUUCCUAUUUAGAACAGUCUUGAAAAUUGAAGGCUUGUAUUUAAAACACCUUCUUAGGAUAUUUUAUAUGUAUUUAUUUAUUUACAUUCCCAUGUUUCUCAGGUCUCCUGGUGGCUGUUACUAAAAAAUAAAAACAACUUAAAGAAAUGACCAAGGGAGACAUUUCAGAGAACACUUUAACAGUGUUAUUUAACAGUGUAAUGGUUAUUACAUUUUUCAUGUAAUAACCAUGGAAAUAUCCAAUUUCCUGCAGGAAAAAAUGCCCAAGUCUUCACCCGCCUCCCAGGACUGAGGUGACACCAACCACCACCAUCAGUAAUGCUCCCGGAACUCCCAAUGGCGCUGAACCUCAGGUUCUCUCUGUCGUAAAUCGCGUGCAGAAGUGCAAAAGUGCAGGAGCUGUACUGUUCCAGCCCACUCUACAUGGAACAUUUUAUCCCACAGAAGUCCGUAACACGCACGGUGUGUCCCUCACCGUAGCCCACACUCUUGGGUGUAAUAUUUCCCAUUCCCCUCUUUUAAUGCUCCAGUGUUGGUGCACAACCUGCGCUGUUCAGGUCUGAGCAGUAGCAGUGAGAAGGGACAGGAGAGGGCACUGUUUUGCUUUCAUCAGUGGGAGUCUUUUUUUCCCCACCCUGGGAGUCACUGGUGUGAAAGGUGGAGAGGGCAGAGAGAAGUAAGAGCACAGAGAGCAAAGGGUUUCAUCAGCAUUUACUAAAGGAAUCACACUGCAGCCAGCGAUCAUCACUGGGUCAGCGAUCCCACUUUUGAAAGCAGUUGGUGUUACUGAAGAGAAAAGGCGUACAGAAAAAGAAACUUGUCCAUUACCUAAAAGGAUUAUUUUUAUCCUCUUCAUUUUGAAUGUUAAAGCAGGUGGUGCUUUGUAGAUGGGCCAAGAUCUCAUUUUUUCCUGCUUAUACACAGGUCUCUGCCAGAAGCUGCUGCAGUAAUUGUUUAGAAUAAAUAUCCAAGCCUGUCUUGACAUGGGGGUACGUUUAUUAUCCUUGUCAUUGCUACCCUCAAGAAAUCCAUUGGGUCAUCCAAAGAUUAUCCAAACCACUCUCCAAAAAGCGGGGAGAGCGAGCUGUUUCUAUGUACAGAGCACUGGUGUCUUCACCCGCUUGCUGUUUUCAGAUAAGCUGGGCAACUUUUUUCAGAGAAACCUGUUUAGAAAGGAAUUUAUCAGGAAACUUGAAAAAAAAAAGCCAAAAAACGCACACACAAAAAAACCCCCAAGCAAACACAAGAAAGAUAACCUUUGGCAGGGCCAUUAGAAGCCUUGAAGUCCUAGAAACCUGUGACAUGUAAGACUCAAUAUGAGCCCAAGACCUCCUAUCUUUAGUGAUCUCUUUUAUCAAUAGCAGCCAGAAGAGCACAUGCAACGAGGGGUUAUAUUUGGAGAGGAAAUGCCAUCACAGAGCAGUUGCUAGAUAGGCAAGUUGUACCACAAACAACUUAAUUCAACCUGGCAUUCCUGCUGGUUCAAUCACAUUUCUUAGGUUGUUUUUAUAGGUUUUUGACAGCGUGUGUGGAGUCCAUACAUCAUCAUGGCAUUACUAGAGGUCAUGUGAGGAGAAGUAUGUUGCUGUGGUGUUAACACAAAGCCACACACGUGACAAUGAGAUUGUACAAUGACCAUUGAAACCCCCAUUGAGAAAGCCACCCUUGAAUCUGGAGCACAUUGACUCCAAGACUGAACAUGUUGGGCUGAGCAUGGGCCUUAAAUGGCUCUACCUGACAAGUCCCAUAAAUUCUUUGUAUUUCUGCAUUCCUUCUUCUCCGCCCCAGCCUUCUCAGACAAAUGAAGUUAACUUGCACUUUGUGAAGGUGUAAAGUUUGCCGCUCCCCCGGUAGUACAGAGCCACAACUGAUAAGCACACACAUGACACAUGGGACAGGUGAGAUAUGUUUGGACAAGGAGUGAAAUACCACUGGGACUUGAGAUUCAGGCUCUGACUCUAAAUGUUAUCUGCUCAAAGGUGCCACUUACCCACUUGAAAUGGCCUUGGAGCCACAGGACUUGAUAAGGACUUCAUUAUUUUGAUGCUGUUUGAUCACUGUGCACUUUCUUGGGGCUUGAAUUGCUGGAUAUAGAGACUGGAAUGAGGUUACAGAGCUUUAUAUCAAAGUGUUUUCCCGUUUAUGUCUGAUUCUCUAGAUCUGGGAACAAAGCUUUUCUGCUAAUACAAUGUGGUGGUGUUCUGCAGGUGGGGCACCAGGAAGUGCCACCAGUGCUCCCCCUUUGAUGUCACUAAGCUCCUGGGCAGUUCUGGCAUCUGUCAUGGUGCAGCGGGAGCUCUUGGGUAGCAGAACGAUGCAAGGAUGUGGUGUUAUGGUGAGUUUGUAGCUGGUCACUUCGCCACCCAUUGGAUGGAGUCCAUCCACUAAUUUGGUAUCUGCUGUCAGUUUAGGGGUAGAACCACCUUACACGGCUGUGUUUGAGUUACCCUUCGGCUUACUAUGGUUAUCAGAUUGUUGCUUUUACUUCAGUGUCUCCUUGGGGAUUUGCCCUGGAUUUUUGUUCCACACCUCUUGUUAGCCGCACCUUCACCACUCCACUGUUUUAUAUGAGAAAGUUACUUCUUCUUUUGCAAACUUGCUUCUAAUUAAAAGAACCCUUUUUGAAACA